UUCACAUACAAUAUAAACAAGUGGUUUCUCUGUAACUCACUCUCUUAAGCGGAGCUCCACUACAUGUUUUGUGCGUAUGCACAUUUACCCAGACCGAAAGCCACACAAUUGGCCACGGAAUAUACAAUUUUUCUGAUUUCUCAAAUCUCAUUCUGAAGGUAGAAUUGCGUACGUCAAGUCUCAUAAGUUUGAGGUGGAAUUGCGACUGACUGCACGCUAUCAUGUCUGAUGCAGUCAUGAAGCCAGUUAAGGAUACUAAUGGGAGGAGUAGACAGAUUAUGCAAUCUUACCAAUCUGUUUGGAUGGCUCACUGGAUGAGGUCAAGCUGUUAUGCACCAAUAGAAAUGUCCAAUCAUGAUGCUUCUGGAAGUGAGGAACUUGAUUGUGCUACUAGGGUCGAUAACUUAACAAAUGAGUUUGAUGUUUCAAGACCAGUCAAAGGACUUGGAGUGAUUGAGAAUAAAACUUUUGAGGUUGUAGAUGAGGGUCCAGAAAUGGGCUGCAAAAGCCUGAGAAAUGAGAUAUCACGCAGUUCUGUGUUCAGAUGUGUUCAAGACACUGAUGACAUACGAGCAUGUAGGCCUGUGUUUGCUCACAAACUUGAGCGUGGUAAAGCUGUUGAUCAUAAAAGUGGGAUUCAGUUUCUUCCCUUUGUUCACAGCAUUCCAGCUGAGAAUGAAAUUUCCUCCCGAGGAUGCCGUUCGCUGGGAGAAGGCAGUUCGAGGAAGCCUCCUCAGUGGAUGGAAACUCAUUCCAACAGGAAUGAUAGCUGCUUUGCAAUACCAAAAUUUUUGCAGGAAAGACUUGUAGAAUCAUCAUCAGAUAUUGUGCCAUAUAUUGAAAAAUAUAAGUUUGACAAAGAAAAAGCUGCCAUGUCUCCAAUGAUUAAUGAAUAUGCUGUUGUUUCCAAGCAACUGACUAAUACAUGCCUGAGAAAGCUAGAGCAUGAACAUUGUCAUGAGCACAACCAGUCAGCUGAUUUAGUUUGUCAGACAAAAAUGGACUGCUGCUCCAAGAAUACAUGUUAUGGGGAGGGUGAUAUGUGUGAUUCUGACCUGUCAACAUUUGGUCGGGACUGGUUCCCAAAGGUGCAGAAAUGUACAGGUAUCAGUCUGUUUCCAACUCAGUACACUGGUUCAGAGAAAAUUGAAACAAGGAAAUCCAAAAAUGAUUGUUACCCUCCACAGAAGUUGCAGAGUUGUGUUCAUGAUGUUGAGUCAAGAUUUUACACCAGUGUGGAUUCUGUAGAAGGAACAACAGGAAGUUGUCCCACGUGUUCUCAGACAAUUCACAGCAUGUUAAUCACAAAAAAGACUGAUGUCAAUCUGUCAAAAGGAAAUGAUAUUUUUGAACGUACAAGAGCUGCUACCAAAUUUGAUGGAAAUAUGUCUACUGAUCGUCAUCUCCUGUCGCCAUUUUGUGGUCAGUGUAAGCCAGUGAAACUUCAGACUCUGGGUCAUUGCAUCUGUAGUGAAGCAAAAGAAAAUGUCGGAGAUGUCAAGGCUUCUAAAGUUACUACAGAAAAUGAAUCACCAGUUGAGAUGGACACCAUAGACAUGGAUUCUUUUAAGGAGAAUAACUCAUGGACAAACCUGGGUUCUGGCUCAUUUUCUACCACAGCAAUUAAGGACACCAAUAAGGAUGCAAGUUUGCCCCCUCAUUUAGGUGUUCCUUCCUCAAGCAAAGCUGGAUGUCAACAGCUGACAAUCUGGCAACCUGAUAUCAACUUGGAGCUUCCAGCCUUACUAGGUGGGGCAAGUUCGUCUGAGAACACAUUCACUGACUUCUCAGAGACUCAGAGUUUGGAGAUGGAAAGGUUUUCGUUGCAUGUUGAGCAGCACAAAAGAAAGUCCACUCUCAGCGUGGAUGACUAUCCGCACGCAGAUCCAGGUAACAUAAUGGUUAAGCGCCUCAAGCUGAGCUCUUCAAACUAUGAUCAUGGCACAAAGAGCUCAAAUCUGGCUCAAAACUCAUCUCAUGGAAAAAUGGGUGAGUUUUUUACCAGAAUUCUGAAAAGCAGCAUCACUAGCUCAGAACCAAAUUCAAAUAAGCAUCAUAGUGAAGAAUCAUUGCUGUCAGAUAAGAGUAGGGACUUCGUAAGGAAAGACAAUGACAUUACCCAGGACCCAAUAAACAAGGACAAGAGCUUAUUGCUGUCACAUACUUGGAUACAAAGAUGGCUGAGGGAUGGACCAAAAAUGACCGAAAGGAAACCUGAAACAGUGGUGGUUCCUGAGCUACCAAAAUUGAGAUUAGCACAGAAGAACCUCCAAAAGAAACAGUGUCCCAGCAUUGCAGCUAUGGCACUGAUGCGAAAGGCUAUCACUGGUUUGCAACCAUGUGAGCUCCAGAAGAGGGGCCCUUUCACUAUAUGGAACACAAAAGGCUUCUGAAAACUUCGAUUGCUGCAACAGAUACUUGGUUUUCUGCAUGUGUUCUGCAGCAGAUAUCCUUGAGCUGAAUGAUACAAAUUCCAGACAUGCUCUUCAAGCUUGGUUAGCAGCAUAGAAAGGUGCCAAGCUAAACCAGGAUUUUAUGGUUUUGGCGCCUUCUGGUCUCUUUUGCUGUGUACCUCAUGUAAACACAAAAGGCAUACUGAGAUCAUCUCUCAAAGCACCACUGAUUUUCCAGCCAUGUAUAUAGUGGGACAUGCUAAUUUCUAUUUGGCGGAGGAAGAUGGCUAGUCAAGGCUUGUGAUUUUCAACCAAUCAGGGGAGAUGAUAGGAGGAUGAUUGGGGAAUGAUGAGAACUCAAUUUUGGCUUGUUUACACUAACAUUCAGGUUAAACUUAACUAAACUUGAUAACAGUUCAUGUAUCUCUUUCAUGUUAGCAUAAGUUGUUUAAACAAACCUCCCCUACACCAAGCACAUCACAGAUUCCAUGACUCUGAUGACUUGAUAUUGUUGUUUGCAUUAUAGCCAGUGUCCUAUUACCCAACUUUGAUGAACACAGUUUGAAUCUUGAUGAUCUGGGUUGGUAUUGCUUAUAAAAGACUAUGAUAUCGUCUUGAUAGCAUAGCAUGUUUUUGUUUUUUCUUGUUUUUCACCAUCAAUCUAUGCCAGUCAGUAUCUCAAAACAUUCAACAUGAAAUAUUACCUGCAAGUGAGAUCUUUAGCUGUUGAGAAGUCAUGAGUUGCCUGUUCUACCCUAAUGAAUAGGGGGAACAAUAAUCAUUUUCUUAAGGGCACACUGGCAACUCAGGUUUUAACAUUGCAAGAAAGGAGAAAUUGACAAAGGAUUGCUAUAACUAAUGAGGUGAAUUAUAGCUCCUGCAAAUCACUUCACCAUAUGAAUAGUUUGAGUUUGAUGAGAAUCACUUCAGCACUGGAAAAUGCAUAUAGUAAAUAGGCUGUAGACACUAUCAUGAAAUCAAAACGUCUAUACAAGCCUUAAAUCAGCAAUUUCGAUUAUUACUAUAGAACUACUACAUAUUUUUAUUUCACAUACAUGCUUUCUUUAACUUGAAACAGAAAAAGCACUUGUAAACUGCACCCUCAGAUUUAUUCCAGGACUUUCAACUGUCUUUCCACAUACGCCAAAGCAAGCUUGCCUUCAGGAAUUUCCCCAAGAUGGUUUAUCAGUUGGUCACCGGAUGCCUCAGUUGAUAACGGCUCAAGUUUGGCUGUUGUAUAACCUCAAAUGACUCCGGAGAUGGUAGCCAAGUAA
This is a messenger RNA of Sesamum indicum (sesame), 3667 nucleotides long. RefSeq lists its product as uncharacterized. The record is from RefSeq and is a predicted model, not a curated record. NCBI's taxonomy places the organism in Eukaryota, Viridiplantae, Streptophyta, Magnoliopsida, Lamiales, Pedaliaceae. Gene Ontology annotation, biological process: regulation of photomorphogenesis.